CUCAUCAUCGGCACAAAAAAAGAGUGAAAGUAAAUGUUCAGAGUUGAUUCGCCAUUUAAUCGGUCGAAAUUGGUUCUUUAGCUACAAUACGGAGUAUCAACGUGAUUAAUGAUGAGAACCUUUAAAAUACAUUUACAUGUAGCUACUUGAUAGAAAAGGAAGAUUGUGAAUCUGCGUGUAAUUAAAUGUUGAUCAAGAGUCAGUAUUGGACAUCAGAUUUUGUUGAACCUAUUCAGCAUCAUGGAUGAUACACAAACAUCUAGAGAUGAAAAUUUUUCUCCAGGACGCAGUUCAGUUGUGAAGAGAUCACAACGAGAGCCCAGCUGUGUGUCUAUGAGGAGUGAUGGGUCUGUGGAUCAUCCAAUAGAUUUUAAGAGUGGAGAUACACAGACUGAUCUCAGUUCAGUUCAUCAGAAGAGAUCAGAACCAGAGUCCAGCUGUGUGUCUAUGAGGAGUGACAGGUCUAUGGAUAAUCCAAUAGAUUUUAAGAGUGGAGAUACACAGACUGAUCUCAGUUCUGUUCGUCAGAAGAGAUCAGAACCAGAGUCCAGCUGUGCGUCUAUGAAGAGGGAUGUGUCAAUGGAUCAGCCAUUAGAUUUUAAGAGUGGAGAUACACAGACUGAUCUCAGCCAUGAAGUCCUCAACAGGUUUAGAUCAAAUCUGAAGAAGAAGUUUGAGUGUCUGUAUGAGGGAACAGCAAAGCAGGGAAACCCAACACUCCUGAAUGAGAUCUACACAGAGCUCUACAUCACAGAGAGUGAGAGUGGAGAGAUCAGUAAUGAGCAUGAGGUGAGACAGAUUGAGACACAAUCCAGGAGAGCAGAAACAGAGGACACACCGAUCCAAUGCAGUCACAUCUUUAGACCUUUACCUGGACAAGACAAACCCAUCAGAACUGUGCUGACAAAGGGAGUCGCUGGCAUUGGAAAAACAGUCUCUGUGCAGAAGUUCAUCCUGGACUGGGCUGAAGGGAAAGAGAAUCAGGACGUCCAGCUCAUAUUUCCACUUCCUUUCAGAGAGAUCAAUUUGAUGAAGGACAAAACACUCAGUCUUUCAGAUCUUCUUCAUGUCUUUUUCCCUAAAACAAAAGAAAUGGAAAUAUCCGGUGACAAAUAUAAAAUAGUGUUUAUCUUUGAUGGCCUGGACGAGUGUCGUCUUCCCUUACAUUUUAAAAAAAAUGAGACUUUACGAGAUGAAAACAAAAAGAAAUCAGUGGACGUGCUGCUGACGAACCUCAUUGCAGGGAAUCUGCUUCCCUCUGCUCUCAUCUGGAUCACCUCCAGACCAGCAGCAGCUGAUCUCGUCCCUUCUGAGUGUGUCCAUCGAGUGACAGAGGUACGAGGCUUCAAUGAGCCACAGAAGGAGGAAUACUUCAGGAAGAGAAUCAGUGAUCAGAGUCUGGCCAAUACAAUCAUCUCACACCUGAAGUCAUCAAGGAGCCUCUACAUCAUGUGCCACAUCCCAGUGUUCUGCUGGAUCUCAGCCGCUGUUCUAGAGAAGAUGAUGAGUGAAGCAGAGAGUGGAGAGAUUCCCAAGACUCUCACUCAAAUGUACACACACUUCCUGAUCCUUCAGACUGACAUCAAACAUGAGAAGGACUAUGAGAAGAACGUGACAGAUGAAGACAUGAUCCUCAAACUGGGGAAAGUGGCUUUUCAGCAGCUUGUGAAAGGCAAUGUGAUCUUCUAUGAGGAAGACCUGAGAGAGUGUGGCAUUGAUGUGACAGAAGCAUCAGUGUACUCAGGAUUGUGCACUCAGAUCUUCAGAGAGGAGUUUGGCUGGUAUCAGGGGAAAGUCUUCUGCUUUGUUCAUCUGAGCAUUCAGGAACAUCUAGCGGCUCUAUAUGUGCACCUCUCCUUCACAAACAACAACAUAAAUGUGUUUGACCCAAUCACCAAACAGAGUUUGUGGUCUAAAGUUAAGGACUGGUUUCAACACAUGUUUAAACUUGUUUCAUUAUCUGAGCUGCAUCAGAGGGCUGUGGAUGAGGCUCUACAGAGUAAAAAUGGACAUCUGGACCUUUUCCUGCAGUUUCUUCUGGGUCUGUCAGUGGAGUCUCAUCAGAUUCUCCUACAAGGACUAAUGAAACAGACAAAAAGCAAAUCUGACAGCAAUGAGGAGACAGUUGAGUACAUCAAGAUGAAAAUCAGGACCAUUGACUCUCCAGAGAAAUCCAUCAAUCUGUUCCACUGUCUGAAUGAACUGGGUGAUCAUUCACUAGUGGAGGAAAUACAAAAGUAUCUGAAAUCUGGAAGAAUAAAGGAAGCCAAACUCUCUUCAUCUCAGUGGUCAGCUGUAGCUUUUGUGUUGAUGACAUCAGAGAAGAAGCUGGAUGAGUUUGAUCUCACAAAGUUUAUUCUAAGAAACAAUAAAGCUGAAAAUAUGAAAGUUUUUCAGAAGCUGCUGCCUGUGAUUAAAGAAUCCAGAUCAGUUCAGUUGAGAGAUUGUGGCAUCACAGAUGAAGGUUGUGCUGCUCUGACUUCAGCUCUGAGAUCAAACCCCUCAUACCUGAGAGAUCUGGAUCUGUCUGGGAAUAAACUAGGAAAAUCAGUGAAUCUGCUGUCUGAUGUACUACAGGAUCCUCACUGUAAACUGGAGAAACUGUGGUUGUAUGAUUCUGGAGUCACAGAUGAAGGUUGUGCUGCUCUGACUUCAGCUCUGAGAUCAAACCCCUCACACCUGAGAGAACUGAAUCUGUCAUGGAAUAAACUAGGAAAAUCAGUGAAUCUGCUGUCUGAUGUACUACAGGAUCCUCACUGUAAACUGGAGAUACUGUGGUUGAUGAAUUGUGGAGUCACAGAUGAAGGUUGUGCUGCUCUGACUUCAGCUCUGAGAUCAAACCCCUCACACCUGAGAGAACUGAGUCUGUCAUGGAAUAAACUAGGAAAAUCAGUGAAUCUGCUGUCUGAUGUACUACAGGAUCCUUACUGUAAACUGGAGAGACUGUGGUUGGGUGAUUGUGGUGUCACAGAUGAAGGUUGUGCUGCUCUGGCUUCAGCUCUGAGAUCAAACCCCUCACACCUGAGAGAACUGAGUCUGUCAUUGAAUAAACUAGGAAAAUCAGUGAAUCUGCUGUCUGAUGUACUACAGGAUCCUCACUGUAAACUGGAGAGACUGUGGUUGGGUGAUUGUGGAGUCACAGAUGAAGGUUGUGCUGCUCUGGCUUCAGCUCUGAGAUCAAACCCCUCACACCUGAGAGAACUGGAUCUGUCUAAGAAUAAAAUAGGAAAAUCAGUGAAUCUGCUGUCUGAUGUACUACAGGAUCCUCACUGUAAACUGGAGAUACUGCAGUUGAGUGAUUGUGGUCUCACAGAUGAAGGUUGUGCUGCUCUGGCUUCAGCUCUGAGAUCAAACCCCUCACACCUGAGAGAACUGAAUCUGACUGGGAAUAAAAUAGGAAAAUCAGUGAAUCUGCUGUCUGAUGUACUACAGGAUCCUCACUGUAAACUGGAGAAACUGUGGUUGAGGGAUUGUGGUAUCACAAAUAAAGGAUAUGCUGCUCUGACUUCAGCUUUGAGAUCAAACCCCUCACACCUGACAGAACUGAAUCUGUCUGAGAAUAAAAUAGGAAAAUCAGUGAAUCUGUUGUCUGAUGUACUACAGGAUCCUCACUGUAAACUGGAGAAACUGUGGUUGAGUAAGUGUGGUGUCAUGAAUGAAGGUUGUGCUGCUCUGACUUCAGCUCUGAGAUCAAACCCCUCACACCUGAGACAUCUGGAUCUGUCUGGGAAUAAACUAGGAGAUUCGGCCGUGACGCUUCUCUCUGGUGUACUGGAGAAUCCUCACUGUAAACUAGAGAUACUGUGGUUGUAUAAUUGUGGUUUCACAGAUAAAGGUUGUGCUGCUCUGGCUUCAGCUCUGAGAUCAAACCCCUCACACCUGAGAGAACUGAAUCUGUUUAGCAAUAAAAUAGGAAAAUCAGUGAAUCUGCUGUCUGCUGUACUGGAGGAUCCUCAAUGUAAACUGGAGGAACUGGGAUUGAGUAAGUGUGGUGUCACAGAUGAAGGUUGUGCUGCUCUGGCUUCAGCUCUGAGAUCAAACCCCUCACAUCUGAGACUACUCAGUCUGUCUAAGAAUAAACUAAGAGAUUCGGCCAUGAAGCUUCUCUCUGCUGUACUGGAGGAUCCUGACUGUAACCUGAAGAUACUGAGAUUGAGAGAUUGUAGUGUCACAGCUAAUGGUUAUGCUGCUCUGGCUUCAGCUCUGAGAUCAAACCCCUCACACCUGAGAGAACUGGACGUGUCUGGGAAUAAACUUGGACAAUCAGAAGUGAAGUUGCUCUCUGAUAUGAAGCAUGAUCCACAUUAUAAACUGAAGAGAUUAUACUAUUGUGAGUAUAUUUUUAUUUAAAGCCUUUAAAUUGACCCAAGUUCAGUAACGGGACUCAUGUGUGCAACUGGAUAAUAUAAGAUAAUAAUUCAGCCCCACUUUAGUCUAUGUAAACUGUUUUAAAAAGAGUUUAAUUCUGUGAUGUGAAUAUUAUCUAUGAAUAUAUGAAUGAUCACCUGAUGUGAUGUGACAGCAGUAAUGUCUCAUACUCAUUUGUGACUGUCUGUGAGUUUUAUUGUAGGACUCUCAGUAUUUAGACGUCAGUCCAGUUUCCUCAGGAUCAGCUGAUGGUGAACAAGGAGCUACAGAGACUGAAAACACAGAGACACACAACGAUCACUGUCAUAGUCUUCACACUUCACACCAGUUUCUUUUUUGGUGGGUCUGUUUUUUUGUACUACAUACUGUAUAUAAUCAGAUUUACAUUAUUACAGGAUCUGAACUUACUGUAUAUUUUUAAGACUCAAUUUUACACAUAAAAAUAAGUGCAAUAUGAAGUUGUUUUGGAUUCGGUAGAUAAUGCACUGCUUGAUCACAAUGUAGAUGGUGUAAGACUGUAUAAUCUACAAGAGUGUGACAAAAGUGACAAAACUACAACUAGAACAUUGUAAUGAACAAACCACAUACACAGUGUAAUUAAGAGAUUUGAGUAAGGUAGACAGCUUUGUUUAUUAUAAUUGGAAAAUGUGAUUCUUUUAUCAAUAUAACUUUUUUUUUUUUUUUUUUUUUUUUUACAUGUAAAACGUUUUUCUAAAUUUAAAAGUUUUAAUUUGAGAAAUCUAAUGCCUGACUACAGAAGAUAUGUGUUUACCAGCAGAGGUUGACAAUGCAAAUGCCUUCACUGAACAUUUACGGGCUCAGCGCUCAGUCAGGCCAGUGGUUCAAAUUUUCACUGCCCCCACAAUAAAAAUAAAUAAAUAAAUAAAGUAAAAAAAUAAAAUAAAUAAAAAGAAAAGAAAAGAAAAUGAAAUGGGCCUAUAAAAUAAGCCUACUUAUUGUUUUCAUUGUUUUUAUACAUGUAACCUUAAUAAAUUUACAUUUACAUUUACAUUUAUUCAUUUGGCAGACGCUUUUAUCCAAAGCGACUUACAAGUGAGGAAUACAACAAGCGAGUCGUCAUGACGAGGCAAAUAGACACAAAAAGUGCUCACAAUACAAGUCUUAGGUAAUGCUCAGAGUAUCAUAAGCUACAAUAGAGAGGGGUUAGAGGAAGUGAAAGGAUAGGUAUAAAAUUUAAAAAAAAAAAUUUUAUUAAGAUGAGGUUAAGUGCUCACGAAAGAGAUGAGUUUUCAGCUGUCUUUUGAAUAUUGCCAGGGAUUCUGCAUUCCGGAUAAAGGCAGGAAGAUCGUUCCACCAGCAAGGAACAGUGAACGAGAAUGUCCUGGAGAGUGAUUUCGUGCCUCUCUGUGAUGGUACCACAAGCCUUCGCUCCUUUAAUGAUCGUAGGCUUCUGGUAGGAGUGUAGACUCAUAAGAGUGAGUGGAAGUAGGAGGGUGCAGAGCCUGUGGCAGAUCUGUAAGCAAGCGUCAACGCCUUGAAUUUGAUGCGAGCAGCAAUUGGUAGCCAGUGAAGAGAGAUGAAGAGAGGCGUGACAUGGGCUCUUUUGGGCUCGUUGAAGACGAGACGUGCUGCAGCAUUCUGAAUCAUUUGUAGAGGCCUGAUUGUGCAUGAUGGCAGUCCAGCCAGAAGAGCAUUGCAGUAAUCAAGCCUAGAAAUGACCAGGGCCUGGACCAGAAGUUGUGCUGCAUGUUCUGUUAGAAAGGGCCUGAUUUUCCUGAUGUUGUAUAGUGCAAAUCUGCAUGACCGAGUGGUCUUUGCAAUGUGGUCUUUGAAGGUCAGUUGGUAAUCAAGGAUUACUCCAAGAUUUCUGGCCGAAUUUGAUGGGGUAAUAGAAGAUGUGAAGAUGUGUAAUAAAUAAGGUUGACACCAAAAACUACUAGAUUAACUCACUUAAAUUUUAAAUAUUGUAAGACAAGUAAACAGUAAGUAAUAACAUAGGAACAAAUAAUAGCACAAAUAAAUACAACAGAAUAAACAUAAAUGAAAUAAAUGGUGCUUUUCAGGUUUGUAUGUAUGCUUAAACAGGAGAUUUUCAGUUACAGAAAUUUUAAUCUAAUGUAUAACUAUAUAACUACAGAUUAAAUUUUAUUAAAGUUAAUCAGUCAAGAGCAGUUACAGAUGCAUAAAUAAUGUUUUGAAAUGUUGAAAAAAUAAAACGGUAAAUACUGUUAUUUGAAAUUAUUUAAUAUUUUAAGAUACUUUAAAUGUGAAAUUAAACUCUCCAGGAGGUGGCAGCAAGUCACUGUUAAUGAGCGAGUCAUUGAGAUUCAUCGGAUUCAUUCAAAUGGCUGAUUAAUUCAGGAAGCGUUGCUCAGAGACGCAAAACAAUAGGUUGUUUGCAAUCACGUGGUUCUGGUAACGCGUGAAAUUCAGGUUAAGGGCAAGAAGUGAAAAUUAGAAUGGAGAAGAUGGAGAAAAGUCCAUACUGUGCUGGUUUAGAAAGGUAUAAACAGAAAAUCACAACAUAUGUUAGACGUGAUCCUUAUGUUAUGAAGAGGAAUGAUUUUUCUACUGAAUUAAAGGAUUAGUCCACUUUCGAAUAAAAAUUUCCUGAUAAUUUACUCACCCCCAUAUCAUCCAAGAUGUCCAUGUCCUUCUUUCUUCAGUCAAAAAGAAAUUAAGGUUUUUGAUGAAAACAUUCCAGGAUUAUUCUCCUUAUAGCGGACUUCAAUGGACUCCAAACGGUUGAAGGUUAAUUUCUUUUUGACUGAAGAAAGAAGGACAUGGACAUCUUGGAUGUCAUGAGGGUGAGUAAAUUAUCAGGAAAAUUUUAUUUGAAAGUGGACUAAUCCUUUAAAAGACUUUCCUGCCAUCAAGGCGGUAGAUAAAAAGAAUGUGAAGCUGUCGUCACGCCGUCGUCACGCCUUUCUGCUAGUGACAUUAAGGGCAGUCUUUUGAUUUUCUGUCGUGAUUGUGAAAAUUAUUGCCAUUGUAGGUCAUUUAUGCUGAAUCGAGAAUUGCAACAGGAGCUCACAUCGUUCAGGGGAAAAAACUGGACGGUGUAAUACAAUUUCCGCCUUUUCGCAGUGUAAAAACACUAAGGGAAGCAGGUUGAGGAGGUGACGGAAAGAUGCCGUAUAGCAAAUCUAAUAAUGUCACUGAUUGAACCCCCUGCCUAUCACUCAGUAAAAUAAUCACGCAGCUGAGUGUUUUUGAAAGUUUUGUAUUUUGUUUGGUUUUGCGAGUAUGACUCUCAUUCAGCCACUUCAAAACUGUUCACGAGCUUCAAUGGGUUUGAUUUUAGUUUGUCAUUUGCUGAAAUAAAUACAAAAAAAUACAGUGUGUCGUGUCUGUCAUAGACUGUAAAAAAGGGUGUCUGUCCGCUGAAUGUGACCCUCUGAUUCUCCUCCGUGGCCAUAUGGGAAAGUGCAUAUUUACAAAGACAACAUUAAAACUAGAGUUACAUUUACACCCUUCCAACAAAGAAAUUGAUCGACUUCUGUCAGCUUGUUGAACACAUUUUGCUUUGGGGUUUUUUUGGACAUUUUCUACCAUAUGAUGGCUGAAGCAGCAGUGCAUGACACUGUUUUCACGGUAACCAGAUCAACAUUAACAGAAUUCUACAAAAUUAAUAUCACAUUGUAAUCAUGCUUAUUUGGAUAAAAAUGCCGCUCAUCAUGUAAUAUUGGUUAGCAUUAAAUUAUAUAAAUAUAAAAGACAUACAGGGAUAUUUUUGCCCCUUAUCUUGAAUUCUGGGGCAUUUUAAUAGAAUUUUAAAUCACGUAAGGGCAUUAAGGACAUUCAUCAGAAAAACUGGGAAUGUUGGACAAUAAAUAUAUAACAGAAUAUGCUUGACAGUAAACUGUUUUUGCAGUGUUGUCUUGUAUUAAUGUCCGUUAAAGCAAGACUAUGUAAACAAAAAAACACAACCACUGUGUCCAAAAGUGGGAAUUAUGGGAUAACAGACACAGCAAUGCAUCAUGUUCUAUAAGGUCAUUAUGUUUGUAGCUUAAUCCAGGGGAUUAAAACCUAUAUAUUUCAGACCUAAUGGAGUAAUUUACUAUUAUUACUCCACUAGGUCUGAAAUAUAUAAUGUACGUUUUAAUCCCCUGGAUCACGCUAUAAAUGUGAUGAUCUUAACUAUAUUAAUUAUUAAUUUAUUAAUUUACUAUUAAUAGUAAAUAUGUAAAGUUGCAAAAAAUAGAAAUACUCAAUAAAGUAGGCUAACUACGUUACCUCAGAUGUGUAAUGGUUGGAUUCCACAACUGAUAACAUAAAACAAAAAAAAACAUAUAUAAAAUAAGAUUUUGGGUGCGCAAGAUUUGAUGGAUUCUGUUGUCCAGCUGGCAUUUUCACCCCAAAAUGGUGGCAAAGGUUCGCUUUUUGGAGUCUAUACUCUUUAUCAUUAAUUCAGUUGUAUCAGCUGUGUUCUAUCCACCUUAAUCCUACGCCCCAUGACGCUUUGCGUGAAUUAUGGGUGUAACUUCUGUUAAGCUGUGAAAAGGUAAUCAGUGAAAGGCUAACUCUAUGACGUUUUUUUUAUUAUUUUUUUUUAUAAACUGGGUACAAUGAGAUGACAUUAUUCUACUCAACCUGCAACCAUCGAACAUUAAAGUGUAAAAGCAUCAACAAGGUACUUUGAACAGACCAUGAAUAAUCCCAAAAGCACAAUUCUUUCCACAGCAAUAACAGACAGGUUAAAUUUUACUGUAGUCUGUAUUAUGUAACAUAAGCUACGUUGUCUUAAUCAAAAAUGUUCAUUAAAGGGACAGUUCACCCAAAAAUGAAAAUUAUGUCAUCAUUUACUCGCCCUCAAGUUGUUCCAAACCUGUAAAAAAAUUCUUUGUUCUGUUGAACACAAAGGAAGAUAUUUUGAAGAAAGUUUGUAACCAGGCUGCUUUGGGGUGCCAUUGACUUCUAUAGUAAGAAAAAAAAUACUAUGGAAGUCAAUUGUGCCCCAGAACUGUUCAGUUUCCCACAUUCUUUACAAUAUCUUCCUUUGUGUUCAACAUAAUAAAAAAAAAAAAAAAAAAAAUGUAUACAGGUUUGGAACAGCCUGAGGGUGAGUAAAUGAUGACAGAAUUUUCAUUUUUGGGUGAUCUAUCCCUUUAACCUCAGCAUUACGUGAUACUAUUUCAAAGUGAUUUCCGUCAUUUUGACAGUUAAUAAAUUUUAUUUACCUGUGAAAACAAACCUGAAAAGAGACUUCAGAAUUUGAGGAGAAAAACUAGAUUAAUGGGAUAUAUCAUAAAUCAGAAGAACAGACCACAAAUGUGCAGUAUUUGUUGUCCUUUUUCGUACUAUUACAGUGGAGUGCAAAGGGAAAAAAGAAAAUGAUAAUGAGGAAAAUAAUGCAGCGACUGAAAAGAGUUCUUGCCAUAGACAUUCUUGUUAUAACAUGUCACAUUAAAAUACCAAGAGUUACGUUAUUCUUGUGAUGUCUGAAAAUAAACCGUGAAGGAAAAUUGACAGCUCAUUCAGUCAAACUGUUGGAAAAGCUUUAUGUGUAGGGCAACCUUGUAAUUUGAAAUUAUUUGUUUCAGUCUUUUUGAAUGGAAGUUCCCCAAACCGGAAGUGCAAACGCAUAAUUCAAAACGCUGUAGGCUUGUAAGGAAAAAAUUGGAUUAAUUAUCCUCGUUUUUGUUUGCUAUUUAAGUUCCUCCCAUUCACUCUGUCUUUGUCCGAUCACCGUUACAUUAAGUGGUGUUUUCCUAUUGCCUGUCUGCCUGCUAGAGUUAUUUUUAUUAAACCUUGAGUGUUUUGAACUGGAUCCUUCUGCCUUCGUCUUCCUGCCUGAACACAGUGUGACACGUAUAAUCAAGGCCGGCCCAAGCUUUUAUGGGGCCCUAAGCAGAAUUUUAUUUGUGGGCCCCUCGGUUAAAAUAACUUAAGACAAACAGCAUCUUCUUAUAUAAAAAAUAAAUGUAAAUGUACAAGAUGGACAAUAUUAAAUUAAAUACUUAAAUAAUGACAUAAAAUUACCAGUUCAGAUAGACCUGUAGGAAGAUAACAAUAAUAAAUGUAUUAACAUUAAAGAAAAGUUCACCCAAAAAUGAAAAUUCCUGAAUGAAUUUGUUUCUUCUGCUGAACUCAAAAUUACAUAUUUUGUGUUCAGCAGAAGAAAGAAAUUAAUACAGGUUUGGAACAAUAUGAGAGUGAGUAAAUAAUGACAAUUUUCAUUUUUGGGUGAAUUGUCCCUUUAAGGACAAGGGCAGUUUGUUUAUUAUUAGGCGGCUGUUACUUUAAGACCUGCACACAUCUAAAAUACAGACACGCAUCCGAUUUUCUCUCAACUGAUUACUUUCAAUUUAGACAUAACCAACUGUGUUUAUGUAAACCUUGUGUGUAUUUGACAGUAUUAGUGCAAUCAGACGCGAAAGAUAAAGUCCACUAUUCUUAAACUAAAUCCCCACUUUUACAAAGGUACAUUGUUGAGAAUGGCAGUAAUGUAGUGCAGUUUGCUAUUGUGCACGCAACAGCAGAGUCUGCAUACUACACAACAUAUUUGCAAGCUGCUUGUAUGGAUGCAGUCAGUUUUGACCGCAAUUUCUAUAUAAGAGAGGAGGAGCUUGACAAGAUAUAAACAUUUAAACCUAGGAUGGCUUGAGUGUGAGUAAAUCAUGGGAUACAUUUUUGGGUGAACUUUCACACAUCUGUACCAUUUGCUUCACAUGCCGUACUGAAUAUGCUUUCAACAACAUGUUAUUUAUCUAUGAGUGUUUUCUAACAUGUAACUAUAUCAUGUUUGGUCUCAUCUGACAGCUUAUAAACUGCACUGAAUGAUGGUGAACUUAAUAGGUAUAUUAAAGUAUCCUAAUGUACAAUCUAGGUACUAUUGCUGAAACAUACAUUGAGGAGAAUAUGUUUAUGUACUUAUCUUUUGGUUUCCUGUCAGUUGGUUUUGGUGUUGGUACCCCACUCAUGUUUAACAAUGAUCUAGGAGAAAGUCUUUAAUCCUGCCAUUCCUGCAGACCGGUGCGUAACCUCAUACUACAAUAAAGGCUCUUCCAGCCUCUUCUGCACAGCAGUGCAUUAUUUUUUUACAGCUAAGUUUUUUCUAUACAGUAUGUUAUGUAAUUCUACUGUCUAUUUAAACAUGUAACUUAAUAAAUAACUUUGCCUCCUUUAAAA
This is a messenger RNA of Ctenopharyngodon idella (grass carp), 11460 nucleotides long. RefSeq names its product NACHT, LRR and PYD domains-containing protein 12-like. Gene Ontology annotation, molecular function: protein binding. NCBI's taxonomy places the organism in Eukaryota, Metazoa, Chordata, Actinopteri, Cypriniformes, Xenocyprididae. Bases 241 to 4350 code for a protein of 1369 amino acids. The record is from RefSeq and is a predicted model, not a curated record. The transcript has 18 exons.